AUGUGCAACAUCAUCUCUUACAAGUUGCCGUGUGAGCACAUCCAGACCCAGGUCAACCACUGUCCAAGGGCACCUUCACCUUCAAGGAAAGAUCCCUUCAACCGAAAGACAUGCAGAGAAGUUAGUCAGCGGAACAUAACCUUUCCGCCUCCCCAGGGCUACACAAUGCCUGAAUGCCCUUUGGAAAACUGUCCUUACGAAAAACGAAACCGGUGUUGGAACUGCUGUUGGUGUGGAAAGGGUUGGAACAAUGGCGGCAGAUGCAGCUGCGUCAUGAUAAUUGAUGGGGCAGAGUAUCGCUGCGAGCAUAUCUGCUGCAACGCUUGU
This is a messenger RNA of Colletotrichum graminicola M1.001, 327 nucleotides long. RefSeq lists its product as uncharacterized. The transcript has a single exon. The record is from RefSeq and is a predicted model, not a curated record. The annotation marks the transcript as partial. Lineage: Eukaryota; Fungi; Ascomycota; Sordariomycetes; Glomerellales; Glomerellaceae.